UGGGCUGGGCUGGGCGCGGAGCGGGGAGGGAGGCAGGGCCCGGCCGCGGCCCCCGGCGGGGCGCUGGGCGCUGCGGGAGUGCAUGGCCCUGCGCGGGCGGCGAUGGCUGCGUGAUGGCCCAGCGCGGGCAGCCCGCACCGCACGCCAUGGCUGCCAAAGAGGAGCUGUACAGCAAAGUCAUCCCCCGGCGGAACCGGCAGCACCGCGCGGGGACCAUCAAACAUGGCUCGUCGCUGGAGAUCCUCCUGUCAAUGGGCUUCCCCAAAGCUCGGGCACAAAAAGCGCUGGCAUCGACAGGCGGAAGAAGCGUUCAAGCAGCAUGCGACUGGCUGUUCUCCCAUGUGGGUGACCCAUUCCUGGAUGACACCCUGCCCCGGGAGUACGUCCUCUACCUGCGCCCCACCGGGCCCCUGGCUCAGAAGCUCUCUGAGUUCUGGCAGCAGUCAAAGCAGAUCUGUGGGAAGAACAAAGCUCACAACAUCUUCCCACAUAUCACCCUUUGCCAGUUCUUUAUGUGUGAGGACAGCAAGGUUGAUGCUCUCACUGAAGCUCUGCAGGCCACUGUGAUGCGGUGGAAAUGCAAAUUCCCUGCCCCUCUGCCUUUGGAGCUCUACACAUCCUCCAAUUUCAUUGGGCUUUUUGUCAAGGAAGAAAGUGCUGAGGUGCUCAAGAAGUUUGCUGCAGACUUCGCUGCAGAGGCUGCUUCUAAAGCAGACGUUCACGUGGAGCCCCACAAGAAGCAGCUCCAUGUGACACUGGCCUAUCACUUCCAGACCAGCCACCUGCCCACGCUGGAGAAGUUAGCACAGAACAUUGACGUCAAGCUGGGCUGUGACUGGGUGGCGGCGAUCUUCUCCCGAGACAUACGCUUCGUUAACCACGAGACUCUGCAAGUGAUCUAUCCUUACACCCCCCAGAACGAUGAUGAACUGGAGCUGGUCCCAGGGGAUUUUAUUUUCAUGUCCCCAGUGGAACAAACCAGUACAAGUGAGGGCUGGAUUUAUGGCAUUUCCCUUGCAACUGGCUGCUCUGGGCUACUGCCUGAAAACUACAUCACGAAGGCAGAUGAAUGUGGGACCUGGGUGUUUCAUGGGUCCUACUCCAUUCUGAAUACUACAUCCUCCCCAUCCCUUCAAGCCUUCAGUGAUGGAGCUCUGGAAAGAAGACAGCAGGAAGAGCAAGGACCUUGCGAGGCAGGGCCGCUCACCAUCAUCUGCCAGAACGUGCAGCCCCUGAGAAUCAGCAGCCAGCCAGGGCCUCAGAAACGCUGCCUGUUUGUCUGCAGACAUGGGGAGAGGAUGGAUGUGGUGUUUGGGAAGUACUGGCUGUCACAGUGCUUUGAUGCCAAAGGAAGGUACAUGCGCAGCAACCUGAACAUGCCUCACAGCUUACCUCAGCGAAGUGGCGGCUUCAGGGAUUAUGAAAAGGAUGCUCCCAUCACUGUGCUGGGCUGCAUGCAGGCAAGGAUGGUUGGUGAAGCCUUGCUAGAAACAAAUACCAUUGUAGACUACAUCUACAGCUCCCCGUCCCUACGGUGUGUACAGACAGCACACAACAUCCUGAAAGGCAUGCAGCAAGAGAACAACCUGAAAAUUCGAAUAGAGCCAGGCUUGUUUGAGUGGACCAAGUGGGUCUCUGGGAACACACUACCUGCCUGGAUACCCCCUGUGGAUUUAGCUGCAGCUACUCUAAGUGUUGAUACAACCUACAGACCUCAUAUUCCUGUCAGCAAGUUAGUGGUUUCUGAAUCUUAUGAUACAUAUAUAAGUAGAAGCUACCAAGUAACAAAAGAAAUCAUCAGUGAAUGUAAAGGCAAAGGAAAUAACAUCCUGCUAGUGGCACAUGCAUCCUCCCUGGAGGCUUGUACCUGCCAGCUCCAAGGGCUCUCGCCGCAGAACUCCAAGGACUUUGUACAGAUGGUCCGAAAGAUUCCAUACUUGGGGUUUUGCUCGUGCGAAGAACUGGGAGACACAGGCGUUUGGCAGCUUACCGACCCCCCUAUCCUCCCUCUCACACAUGGACCAACUGGAGGCUUUAACUGGAGAGAAACCUUACUACAAGAAUAGGCAAAAGAAGGAAAACCCAUGGCCUUCCUAAGCAUUGGAGAAUGUCUCUUUCUUGUGUUUAUUGACAGUGGAAAACCAGUCAUGCUAUGUUGAGUGGGUCACACAAACAGGCAUUCUAGCAUCUCUCACAGCCACAGUCAUGCAACAGCUCUCAUCUACAAGCAGGCAAAUACAAAAGGGAGUGAGAUUUGAGAGGGGAAAAAAAGAAAGUCCUAAAAUAGAGACUGAAGGUCUUGCACUGCAGGGAGGUUCUGUUUAGUCAGUAGCUCAGGUAGGUUUUCCCACCUUGAACACAGCUCUGGUAACACCAGUAACUCACUGCCUUCUGCAUCGCGUUAGGAACAACCAGCACUGUGUAAAUGGAGCAUACAGGAGACUGGCUUGGGUUUGGUUUUUCAACUACUACUUUUGCAAAGCAUUAGCAGGCUUGUUCAGGACCACGUGUUGCCACCCCCCUCACUCCCAGCCCCCAGAUUCUCAGCACCUUCCAUAAAGUGUGUCAGCACCAGCUGGAAACAAGAAUCCAGCGUUGCCUCUGUGGGCAGCAGCAGAUUCUUCCUCUCCUCUACUGGAGUGGUGUGUUAGGUGUUGGGCAUGCCUUGGAUGCAAAGGCUGAUGGAUGCUGACCCAUGUCAGAAGGAGGUUCUGAGUCUCACAUCAGUUACAGAUGAAGUUUCUCACAGGAGAAAGCAGCAUCCACCACAGCAGGUAGUUUACUGCAUAAACUGGCUUCAGGACAGGCUUCUCUUAGGUUAAUAUUAAGUCAUCAGUCUCGAGUCAAAAAGUUGCUGCAGGCAUUUUUAGGAGUCUUAGCAGAAGGUACUUUAAAAUGUGCUUAAAUGGGUGAAAAAGAUUUAGGCAUCCUCCUUUCUUGGUUUGGGCUAUAAAUCUGUGUAUUCCCAUAAGCAGCAGCAAAGGCAAGUGGAGAUGUACCAGGAAAUAAAUCCUGGCAUCCCAGGUACCUUCCUUCUGUUCACCUCUUCCUCUGCACAAGUGUUCAUGUCCUCACUUGAGAUGAUUGUGUGGCACAGAAGUUGAUGCUGGCCAACUUUGGCAGAAGUUUAUUGCUUAAAGCAAGAUCACAAUUGGGUCUGUGUUGGUAUCUCUUAACCUAUCAAGCCUUAGGCAGGACUGGUCUCACCUUCAGAAGGAUUUGACUGAGCUGCACUUUCAGCAGUCAGAAGAAAUAACGAGUGAGAAGCUGCAGCCCUUUCUUCCUAAAUUCAUAGAAUGGUUUAAGUUGGAAGGGACCUUAAAGAUCAUCUUGUUCCACCUCCCCUGCCACAGGCAAGGACACCUUCUACUAGCCCAGGCUGCUCAAAGCCUCAUCCAACUUGGCCUUGAACAUCUCCAGGGAGGGAGCAUCCACAACUUCCUUGAGCAAUGGGGCAAAGCACUCAGCAGGAUUUGCAAUGCAACAAGUCCAAAAGGAUUUUAGCUCAGCUUUGUCUCUGGGUUUUACUUAGCAUGCCUGGAGAGGACACCAGAUUCUGCAGAUACCUGGAGACAGCAGAGCUCUCAUCCUGUGCAGUAUGUCCCUUGUCAUGGUCCAGAAGAACAGGCCACUAUUUAGACUUUAUGACUACAUAAUACACAGUAGGCUCUUCAUUAGUGCAGUAUUAUCCCAGGGAUGUAUACUGAAAAGUCAGGGAAAUAACUUAGGAGCUGACAAAGGAACUGCUCCUGUGCAGUGAUACUGCUGUCACUUUACUUUUUAAACUGUAAUUUAAACUAUUUUGGGCUGUGUGCAGACACACUGAAGAGCUUUUCUGGCUUGUUUUCCUCCAUGCUUACCCACUGCAACUUUGCAGAAUUUAAAACCAGACAGAUGAAUUGACAAUCACAGCAAAACUCCUUUGGUUCCUGCUGCAUGUGUGAUACUCUGGACUGCUUUUUGUUUCAUGCUAGGGGUCAGCAAGAUGGCAUUUGUGGCACCAAAUACUGCCUGUAGGGAAGAGCAGAGGCUGCUCCUGCAGUUAAGGCACCAAAUACUGCCUAUAGGGAAGAGCAGAGGCUGCUCCUGUAGUUGAGGCACCAAAUACUGCCUAUAGGGAAGAGCAGAGGCUGCUCCUGCAGUUGGGGCACCAAAUACUGCCCACAGGGAAGAGCAGAGGCUGGUCAGGCCCUGCAACAGUUAAGGAACACGAUAAAAGGGAUUUAUUUAGGCAGAAGCAUGAAACAGGGAGGGAACUAAACCUGAAUGCACAAUUUGAAUCUUGUACUAGCUGAUCUUUGCAUAUAGUAAGCAAUCUAGAAAAAUAAAGAGUGUUGUGUUGGAGAAGGUAGAUGUUAAAACACUCUUUCCUUUAAAAAAAAAAAGUCUAUUUUUGGAUGUUUGGGAAAGUAUUUUGACAAUUGUAGUCUUAGCUCAAUUCAGUUACUUUUUUUCAGGUGCCAAGAACCUCAGAAAGGAAAACAAAAAUCAUCUUCUUUUCUUCCAGCCUUUUUGAUUUCUCACAGAGUUUUGUGUUGAGUAGUCUUGUGUCAAUCUGGCUUACUGGGGAGGAAAAAAGAAAGGAUAAAAUGUGUCCCUUUAAGGUUUUUAAUGGAGAUGUUAAGAGUGCAAAACAAUUGCUGCUUCACUUGCACUCCAUUGCUGCUCUUUAGUGUGUAUUUAAUGUCACUUCAGUGUUUUGUCCCACAAGAACAUCAGACUUGGUCUAUCUAAAGUGUGUGUGAGUCUUUUCCUUGCCUUCACUGUGAGCUGCAUCAGAUCCCAACCAUUUGAUUUGGGCAUAGGAGGUAAAUAACAGCUCCUAGACUUUUCCCCCCACUUCUCUUCCCAGUUAAGGAAUAAAGCUGGAAAUCUGUCAAGUUGUUUGGUCAGGAUUUUCAUAAAUUGGAACUUACAGGCUGGGCUAGAAAAAUACAGGAGAGCAAAGUGCAGAAUCAAGACAGCAGCAGCUGAUGGGAUGACAGCACCAGCAGGUCAAAUGCAGGGGGCUAGAAAAAGUGCAGGUUUGAUCAAGAGUUUGUCCUUGUCACUGGGUUUUGUCUCUUCCUCUGCUGAAGUGGGUGGGAGGGAGCUUGCAGCAUGCCCCCACCCCAAUGCUUCAGCUCUGCCUGGGGAUACCUUUCCAGUUUAACAGAGGUGCCAGGUCUAAAGCUCAAUGCAUUUCCCUUGCACUGGCAGCUACAGCCACAUACUUAAAUCCUCUGAGGUUCCUCAUGAGUGUAAAUUGACACUGUGGACUCAAACCAACAGGGCUUUAUGCAAACUGAGGAUCCAGACCAUAACUUCAGAAAAAAAAGAAUACAAGAACCACAUUUCCCUUUUCACUCAGUGUGCAGUUUCAGAAAGAAGUCAGCUGGUGGCAGGAGCCUGCUCCUCUCCUCCGGUGUUUAGCUCAUAGUAACAUUGACACUAGAAAAGUGGUCAUUUACAGCCCCAAAUCUGUGGCUGCUUACAAGAAUUCACCAGGAAUCAUCUUUAGAGAAGAAUUCUGCCAGACAAAGAGGGUGGAAGGGAUACUGAAGUGCUGCUUCCCACCAGAUGAGUUUGCAUCUGCAGCCCUGAGCCUCCCAAGCAGCAAUAACUCAGGGACGUGGGUACUGUGCACUAACUGCAGCUCUUGGGUAAAGAAAGGCCCAAGCAUGGGGAGGGAGUUGGGUAACAGCACUGUGACAAACUCAGCCUCUCUGCUUAGCUCCCAAGGACUGCACUGCAUGUGAAAUGAAAGGUUCUCACCGGGUCCUGCGGCCCCAGAGCCCAGGCAAACCAAGAGGAAGAUUACUCAUUACACCCUCAGGCACGGGAUGAAAACAUGCAAAGCCUGGUCCUGCCACAGGCUGCUCCUCACUACCUGCCACCGACUUCAUGAGGAGUCUCAUCUGUGCAGGGCUGAGCCCUUCCAGUCCUGAUGCGAGAAAUGAACCGGUGGGGAGAUUUGGUACGCGAUGAGAAUUCAGCUUCAGUUCAAAAAGAGGGAGAGCAGACACUGGAGUCAGGCUGCAGCUGACUAACCCUCAUUUAAGUCCAGAGCUGGAAACGAGUUUGUGACGCUUCCCAGCUUCAAGUGCAUUGAAAUGCUUGUUUGGAAAGGGAGCAUGGGUAGAUUCGGGUUGUGGUUUGGUUUCACUGAGGAGCCUAAGCACAGAGGAAACGAUUGAAACUUUAAAAAUAACCAUGAGACAGCAGUGGUAGCAGACAAGCUUAAAACAGUGAGAGAAGGAACAACAGACAUUCAUAAAGCCAAGCAGUAAGUGUGAUUGAUUGCAGGCACUGGAAACUGCUGCUCACUUCUCACCACUUCCUCAAACACUUUUUCCCUGGGGAAUCUUCACCAACCAUACAUGCUACAGAACAGAAAACUCUCAGCCAGUUCCUCUCUGGUACUUCCUAUCAAAAUGUGUUUUCUGAAACACCUCUCUGUGGACAUCUCUUAAAACUUGAUGUUAUCAGUGGAUUAUUAUAUUAUUCUCCCCCUCCCCUCCAUUUUAAACUUGUAUCAUUCUGUUGGGUUUGGUUGUUGGUUUGGGUUGUUUUAAGUGUGAGCAGAUUGUAUUUAUUUGAAGCAAAUGUUUGCUGUUUAAAAAUCACCACCAAUAAUUGUAUUGCCAAAAAAACAAAGGUUUAGCUGUAAUUACCUGUGACAUCUGUAAUAUUUUUAUUUGCUUUUGUUUUUUUUUGGAGGGGUUGGUUGCUUUUCAAUCUCAAAUCUCAGAUGCUAACAGCUGUUGGAACAAUCACUGUGUUAUAAUUCACUUCUGAGAGUGAAUGGAUUUCUCUGAAGGCAGACAAACAACAAUGUCUUGUGGAUGAUUUAAUAAAGAUAUCGAAAUGGC
Messenger RNA from Pogoniulus pusillus (Red-fronted tinkerbird), 6851 nucleotides. RefSeq names its product ubiquitin associated and SH3 domain containing B (gene UBASH3B). Gene Ontology annotation, cellular component: cytoplasm. Gene Ontology annotation, molecular function: protein tyrosine phosphatase activity; protein binding. Bases 114 to 2066 code for a protein of 650 amino acids. The transcript has 14 exons. Lineage: Eukaryota; Metazoa; Chordata; Aves; Piciformes; Lybiidae. The record is from RefSeq and is a predicted model, not a curated record. Gene Ontology annotation, biological process: platelet aggregation; negative regulation of protein kinase activity; negative regulation of bone resorption.